Anoplopoma fimbria (sablefish) is the source of this 4206-nucleotide messenger RNA. Its product is annotated as collagen alpha-2(VI) chain-like. The transcript has 28 exons. The record is from RefSeq and is a predicted model, not a curated record. NCBI's taxonomy places the organism in Eukaryota, Metazoa, Chordata, Actinopteri, Perciformes, Anoplopomatidae. The coding region runs from base 431 to 3553 and encodes 1040 amino acids.
GUUGAAGUGUUUGUAAAGCUGCUGUUUGGAGAGAAUCAGUCUGUGACUUACAUUUAUUCUGUCAAAUCAGGCAGAUAAAUUGAUUAUGUCAGCGUUUUGGUUUGAAUUAAAGAUGCUUUCUUUUCCAGAAUUACACAAACAUGUUGGACACCGGGCUGUCUCUCUUGACUCUUGCUAUGUUAAACACCAGUCGAUUUGCUAAACAUCGACUCUCCAACGAAAUUCCUCUCCGCCUGCGUGUGUGCAGUUGAGAUUAUACCGGGCGUCUCCUCCGACCAAGAGCUGACCGUGGACCAGUCGGCUGAUAUGAGAACUCUCUGAUUGAGAAGAUUAAAUACAAUUUACAUUCUUUGGAAACUGGCUUAAUUUCCCGAGAGCAUCCUGUGGCAGCUUACAGUUAGAGCUGUGCCCGUACAGUCACUGCGGAAAAAUGGCGAUGAUUUCAGGGUUCAUCUUUCUGUGCUUGCUCCAAGCUGCAGUCCCUCAAGGUCUGACCCCUCGUGGACCCAGGCCAAUACCUGGGCAAAGUGACCCUCCAAAUCCAACUCCACCUCCGCUCGAGCCAACACCCAGACCUCAAGGUUGUAAGACUGGGAUAAUCGAUUGUCCCGUCAAGCUGUUUUUCACCCUCGACACCUCAGAGACCAUCGCCUUACAGGAGUCCCCGCCUGGGAGUCUGUGGAAAAAAGUUAUGGAGUUCACCAAGAUCUUUGCCCAGAAGCUGGAUGAUGAGGAUUACAGGGGCCAGAUCCAUAUCUCCUGGUCCAUAGGAGGCCUGAACUUCUCUGAGACGCAGCACGUCUUCAGUCAGUUCACAACCAAGGAGAACUUUAUCAGGAUUCUCAAUCAAGGGAUUAUAUACGAAGGCAAAGGAACGCACACUGACUGCGCCCUCAAAAAAAUGACUCACCAUAUGACCCACCACUUCUCAGGGACGGGUGCCGUCCUCUUCUCUGUGGUCAUCACCGACGGGCAUGUGACGGCAGAAAAAUGCGGAGGGAUCAAGGCGAUGGCAGAGAAUGCCCGGGAAAACAAGAUCCACAUUUUCUCAGUGGCGCCGUCCAGAAACAUUGAUGAAUUAGGAAUGAGGGACAUAACCGGCUCUCUCCCUGAGGUGUACCGUGAUGACUACAUAGUCGUGGACGUCGUUGAUGGGAAACCAGCAAUAAAGACUGAAUCCAUCGAUCGUAUCAUAAAGAUUAUGAAACAUCAAGCCUAUGCACAGUGUUAUGAGCAAAAAUGCUUGAAGACUCCUGGGAUCCCUGGACCAAACGGGCAGACAGGACCCAAAGGUAUGAAAGGAGACAGAGGUCAAAUUGGACCAGGCGGAGCAAAGGGUAGACACGGUGAUCCUGGAAUUGAGGGUCCAAUCGGACAACCGGGUCAAAAGGGAGGGACUGGUUUGGAAGGUGACAAGGGUGAAAUCGGAUCAACUGGAGGAAAGGGUGUGGCAGGAGUAUCUGGAAUGAAUGGAACUGACGGUCAAAAGGGUAAAAUUGGCCGAAUUGGAGCUCCUGGUUGCAAAGGUGAUCCGGGUGAUAAGGGACCAGAUGGUUUCCAUGGAGAUGUUGGUGACACUGGGCUACCUGGUAACAACGGUGAAAAGGGAGACCCAGGCCGCCUUGGAAAGCCGGGUCCCCCUGGCCCUCGUGGUGACCAAGGACCAAAGGGUGAAGAAGGAAAUCCUGGAAAUCCAGGGCCACCGGGCAAAAAGGGUCCUCUGGGGGUUCCUGGCUCACUUGGACCACCUGGCGAAGAAGGAAGGAGAGGAGACCCUGGGACAAAGGGAGGACAAGGUUCUGAUGGGCUAAAAGGAGCGAAGGGGGAACAAGGGCCACAUGGAGGCAGAGGCCAGCCCGGAGUUAACGGACUUGCAGGCCCAAAGGGGAACCAAGGACUACCGGGACCGAGGGGUCUGCCAGGAGAAAUAGGGGGCCCGGGAGGAAAUGGCACCAAGGGUAAUGCUGGGGAUCCUGGACCAAGGGGAGACUCUGGGCAACCUGGACCAAAAGGUGACAGUGGAAGACCGGGAUUCAGCUUUACUGGACCGAGAGGACCCAAUGGAGACAAAGGUGAUCAAAGUAGAAGAGGACCCAAUGGGAGCAGAGGUGAUUGUGGUGCCAAAGGACAAGCUGGAGUUAAUGGACCACCAGGAGAGGCUGGGGACGAGGGUCAGCCGGGUGAGCCAGGAGGCAGAGGAACCAGAGGGAAUCCUGGAUCUGAUGGGGACCCCGGACCAAUGGGCGAUCCUGGGCUCAAUGACUGUGAUGUCAUGACUUACGUCAGGGAGACGUGUGGUUGUUGUGACUGUGAGAAGCACUGUGGAGCUCUGGACAUUGUGUUUGUAAUCGAUAGCUCAGAGAGUGUUGGGCUGACAAACUUCACCCUGGAAAAGAACUUUGUUAUCAACACCAUCAACCAGUUGGGAUCUUUUGCCAACGACCCUGCGUCUUCAACCGGCACAAGAGUCGGAGUUGUUCAAUUCAGCCACAACGGGACCUUUGAAGCCAUUCAUCUCGACGACCCAACCGUCAACUCCUUGUCUGCCUUUAAAACGGCAGUGAAGAACCUACAGUGGAUAGCCGGGGGCACCUUCACGCCCUCAGCUCUCAAGUUUGCCUACGAUAGCCUCAUCAGGGACGGCAAGAGAGCCCAAGCCAAAGUAUCCGUGGUGGUGAUCACAGAUGGUCGCUUUGACCCACGUGACGACGAGAAUUAUCUCCAAUACCUUUGCGACAACAAUGUGGUGGUGAAUGCCAUCGGGAUUGGUGAUAUGUUUACAAAGAAACAGGAUGACGAGAUCCUCGGGUCGAUCGCGUGCAACAAAAAGGAGCGUGUCACUGGGAUGGCGCGUUACGUUGACUUGGUGGCUGAGGACUUCAUAAAGACGAUGGAGACUGUGCUCUGUCCUGAUCCUGUGAUUGUGUGCCCAAAUCUCCCCUGUAAAAGUGAGCCUGAUGUAGCUCCGUGUGUCCAGCGGCCGGUGGAUUUGGUGUUUCUGCUAGAUGGCUCGGAGCGCCUUGGGACGGAAAACUUUCGGUACGUCCGUGAAUUUGUGCAGAAGGUGGCAGACAGACUGGGAUUGGCCAAGAGCAAGGACGAUCGUAUGCGAGCCCGCUUGGCGUUGAUAGAAUUCGGCAGAGAGACCGAGAACCGCGUGGCCUUCUCUCUCACACACAACCCUGCCACCAUCGCCGACGGCAUAGAGCACUUGUCUUAUCUGGAUUCUGCUUCAAGCAUCGGGCCUGCCAUCCUUUACACCAUCGACACCAUCUUGGGUAAAGGAAAUGAACGCCAGACGAGGCGUUUCGCAGAGGUUUCGUUUGUUUUCAUCACAGACGGCAUCACUGACAGCAACAACCUGGACGAGGCUGUGAGUGCCAUGCGUGGGGCACAGGUCGUUUCCACAGUGUUAGCCACGACAAGUGACGUUGACCAAAAAGUCCUAAUGAAGCUGGCCAUGGACGACCAGGACGCCAUCUUCAAAGGAAAAGACUUCUCUGAUCUGCUCCUGUCUAGUUUGUUCGACCGUUUCAUCAAGUGGGUUUGUUAAAGAAUGACCACAUGGAUGCAGACAUCAUACUGGUCUUACUGCUGUUAAUCGAGCAUUUUAAACAUGAGAAAGUGGUUGACUAAGAUUCUACCUUGCACUGUACAAUUUGCAUUGUUCUUUAAUACAUUUGUCAUGAAAACUGUAUUUAUCUUCAAUGUUUUGUUAUACAAAUCGUAGUAAAAGUCGAGCAUUCAUAAACAUUCAUUAAGCUUUAAGAUAAUAAACCUGCAGUUUGAUGGACAAGGCAGUGCUGUCUUGUGUAAAAUCACAAAGGAUUUGUCAUGCACAUAAAUCUUGAGAUUUAAAACACUCACUGUAUCCAACAUUAUGGAAUAGGAUAUUAUUUCAAAUAAUUUUGACAUUUAAGACAAAACACAUAUAAAGCCCUCAACAUACAGUACUUGAGUUAUAAAGAAAAAGUAUUUCAUACAGCACGGGUAUAAACAUCAGCUAAGUCAGACAUUGUUUUAUGCAGUAUGUAUGCAGUUACUCAGUGUUGGGAGUACCAUGGCUCCUAAAGUGGGAGGCAGAACAAUGGACGGCUGAACUGGUUUAGUCUGGACGCUCCCAUUGCUUCCACUGUUACAUCAGGUCCAGCUGCACAGGAAGUUAGAAACAUAAAAGAUGUAAGAAUGGAGCGUUUGUAUGAAAGG